AUGACGACGAUGACGGUGGCGACGAUGACGAUGGCGGUGCGACUCCGACGACGAAUACCGCCCGUCCCCGCUCUCCAGCACCUCCGCAAGUCGGGUGAGCAUGACAGUGUCGAUGGACAUAAGAAAGCGGGCGCCCAGCUCGCUGUUGCUACGCAGCUCCCUCGCAACCUGCGCCUCCAGUUCCGCCGUCUGGUACCGCACAACGGGGCGCAGCGCCGAGUGGCAUGUGCUGACGUCCCGCAGCAGGCGCACGAGGGCCUGGUGGUGUGCCAGGUACAACGCGUUUAG
Molecule: messenger RNA, 288 nt
Organism: Trypanosoma grayi
Lineage: Eukaryota; Euglenozoa; Kinetoplastea; Trypanosomatida; Trypanosomatidae
Exons: 1
Coding region: 1-288 (95 amino acids)
Source: RefSeq, a predicted model, not a curated record